Molecule: messenger RNA, 2035 nt
Organism: Amborella trichopoda
Lineage: Eukaryota; Viridiplantae; Streptophyta; Magnoliopsida; Amborellales; Amborellaceae
Product: zinc finger MYND domain protein
Source: RefSeq, a predicted model, not a curated record
CUUUUGUCCUCUCUCUCUCUCUCUCUCUCUGAGAAAGAAGAACGUGUCUUCUUUCAAUCUCUCUACUCAAAUUAGGGCUCCUCCUCCACCAAGAUUAGGGUUUUCCUCCAUGUGACACACCCCUGUUCUCCCAAGCUGCAGAACCCAUGUCUCCUCUGUUGCCAAUUUUGCAGAGAUGGAUUCUUUUUACGCUAAUUUUGGUGGUUUUCAGUCGAGAAUUAGGGCAAGCAUUGAAGGUUCCUUUUAGGGUGAAGGAUGUGUUGCCUGUGUUGCCUCGUCAAGUUUCAUGGCCUGUGCUCAACACCCUACAUAGUGCAGUUGAUCUCUUGCCGUAUUAUGUUGGGUCUGUGACCCCUCAAGGUGAAAAGGUUGAGUGGAAAGGAGCCUGCUUUUAUGGCAAUGAAGCUCACCUGAAAUUCACAGAUAGUGAAAAGGAUGAAUUGGGUGGAGGGGUCAUCUAUGUGAAGACUGCUGAGGCUCACAGCUGGACCUGUAUGGACCUUUAUGUAUUUGCAACACCCUACAGGGUCACAUGGGACUACUAUUUCACCGCCCGUGAGCAUACACUGAAGAUUGAGUCAUGGGAAGAGUCUGCAGAGCUCGAAUAUGUUAAGCUGAAUGGGAUAUCUGUAUUCCUUAUGCCAUCAGGAAUGCUGGGAACUCUUUUAUCCAUGAUUGAUGUCUUGCCGCUAUUUUCAAACUCUGGCUGGGGCCAGAAUGCGAAUCUUGCGUUUCUAGAGAAACAUAUGGGCGCAACAUUUAAAAAACGUCCAGAGCCUUGGAUUGCAAGCAUUCGUCUGGAGGAUGUUCACUCUGGUGAUUUUUUGGCAGUCUCAAAAAUUCGAGGUCGUUGGGGUGGGUUUGAGACUCUAGAAAAGUGGGUCACAGGAGCAUUUGCUGGCCAUACUGCAGUUUGCUUAAAAGAUGAGGAGGGCAAUCUUUGGGUGGGUGAAUCAGGGCAUGAGAAUGAUAAGGGGGAGGAAAUAAUUGUCGUAAUUCCAUGGGAUGAGUGGUGGCAAUUGGCACUUAAAGAUAGUUCAAAUCCACAAAUUGCUCUACUUCCUCUUCAUCCUGACUUGCGUGCAAAGUUUAAUGCUACUGCAGCCUGGGAAUAUGCUCGGAGCAUGUUGGGAAAACCAUAUGGUUACCAUAACAUGAUCUUUAGUUGGAUUGACACUAUAGCUGACAAUUAUCCUCCUCCUUUGGAUGCUCACUUGGUCAUUUCUGUCAUGUCAAUGUGGACUAGAUUGCAGCCGGCCUAUGCUGCAAACAUGUGGAAUGAGGCUUUAAACAAGCGUCUAGAAACUGAGGGUUUAGACUUACAUGGAAUUCUUUUGGAGACUGAAAAGCGUGGAAUCUCCUUUGAUCAAUUGCUUACUAUCCCCGAACAAGAUGAAUGGGUGUAUAGUGACGGAAAGUCCACUACGUGUGUUGCCUUUAUCCUUGAAAUGUACAAAGAAGCAGGCAUAUUUGGUCCUGUUUCCAAUUCAAUUCAGGUCACAGAGUUUACUAUUCGAGAUGCAUAUAUGCUUCGAAUUUUUGAGAAUAACAGCAGUCGCUUGCCAAGUUGGUGUAGUAACAGAGAUACCAAACAACCUCCAUUCUGUCAGAUUCUAGGGGAGUAUCACAUGGAGUUUCCACGCUACAACACCGUUGAACUAUAUGGGCAUAUGAAUGAGAACUGCCCUUCGUUGCCACCCAACUAUGACAGACCAGUGGGAUGUUGAAACCCAAGUAUGGAUUUUAGGGUCAUCGGCUAAUGGUUCAGGUUAGAAGUUAGUCAUUUUGUGAAAGACUGUCUUUGUCUCUCUCCCCCCUCCCUCUCCUGUGUCUAUAGAAAUACGAGGCUAAUAUUUCUGAAAACUUUUUAAGUUAAAAGUUUAUUUGCCCCCAUUGUUUCCAAACAAGGGGCUGUUUGUAAAUAGAAUGCACAUCUGCCAUUAUGGUUGCCAAACAGAAUAGUAAAAGUGACAAUUGUAUGCAUGUACUUUGUAACCUAUGGCGGUAAUUGCAAAAUCGAACCGGUUUACCCAGA